Messenger RNA from Contarinia nasturtii (swede midge), 1764 nucleotides. RefSeq lists its product as uncharacterized. Gene Ontology annotation, molecular function: protein binding. The record is from RefSeq and is a predicted model, not a curated record. The transcript is spliced from 2 exons. Bases 172 to 1611 code for a protein of 479 amino acids. NCBI's taxonomy places the organism in Eukaryota, Metazoa, Arthropoda, Insecta, Diptera, Cecidomyiidae.
AAACACAGUCGACCAAUUGCUUUGUCUCAAUGGCAGACGCAGAGUUUUGAAUAAAAAAAGCGCAUUUAGAUAAGAAAUACCAUCGUAGCUAUCGUGGUGAAAACAUUUAAAUAAUUAUUGCGAUUAUUUAUUCAGAAUUAAAACAAAAAAUCAUCACGUUUUCGGUUCGUCAUGGAUCCAGCACCAAAGCGAAGCCGACUUGAUUUCCAAGUAGCCAGCACGAGCACGUCCUAUUCAUCUGUGAAUAAUUUCACCAAACAAAUUAUACAAACUGGUGAAAUUUUUCGCUUAAACGACGAUUGCUUCGAAGCGAUUUUCUGUUGGUUGUGCGCUGAAGACUUGCCCGCAUUCAGUGAAACCUGUGUGCGUAUACACAGUUUAGUAAAAAUAUAUUUUGUGCGUCGAUAUGCAAACAAACGUACUGAAAUAGAAAGACUGAAUGGCAUUAUCGCCGUGAAGAAGUAUGCACCACUAAAAGAUGUCAUUCAAUCGAUCGCAUUUUGUGGCGAUCACAAGCCACAAAAAACAUGGGAUUGGGAAUUGCAAUAUAAACAUAAUCACGUCAAUGAUUUACUGCUUUAUUAUAUGCAGUCCGAGUGCAAUAAACAUCCAAGAUUUUUGAGCUUUGAACGAAUGGCAUUGAAUAAAAUGGACGGCGCAUGCAUCGCAAAUGCUCUGGAAACGGUAGACGAGGCUGUCUUUCAGAAUUGCGAAUUGGAUGAUUUUUACACCAAUAUUCUUCGGUAUUGUGACAAUAUCAAAAGAUUAACCGUGAAAAAGUGCGACAUAAUUUAUGCGGAAGAUACAUCAUGGUUGAAUCAACGAUAUCCAACGCUUGAAAGUUUGAAAAUUCAUCUGGACGCAUCACUGGAUCUUUCGGUAUUGGAUGAAUUUUUCGCACAAAAUUCACAGAUCAAAAAAUUCGCAUACAUAUCUCGGUUGUCCAAGCAUCCAACGAAAAUCGAUAAGGUAUUGUGCGCAAUCAGACAUUUGCAAUUGGAAGAACUAUUUCUAACCUUUGCCGUUGCGUGUAAAUUUCAUGACAUUUAUGCACAACUUCUGGUCAUAUCGCAACAACCACAAUUUAAACGUUUAGCUUUGGAAUUCGGAAGCUGUUUGGUAAAAGAUAUUUUAAUUGACAAUCUAAAUAAUCUAGCCUGCCUCGACAAAUUGUAUGCUUUACAUAUUCGUGAUGUUGACUUUGCCAAAGAUCUUCCAACUAACAUCGAUGUACUGACCAACUUAAAGGAAUUAUAUUUGAAUCAUACCCCAAAUACUGCGUAUGCAGCUGAAAAACUUGCAAUGAUUACACCAAAUUUAGAACUAUUGGUAAUCCGGGAUUCCGUUUAUUAUACACCGAGCUUUGCUGACUUUGUUCAACCGUUCAUCGAAUUUUUGCCAAAAUUAAAGAAAAUCGUUUUGUCAUACGAUGUGUUUUCCGGAUUCAAACAACGAAUUCCCGCUUUGAAUGAAAAACGACAAAAACUACAAGGAGCAUGUCCCGUGCAUAUUUGGUUGCCAUUAAAAUUUCCAUUGAAAGAACAACCGACAAUUGUUGGAAAGAGUUUGAUUCAAAUACGACCAAUGCUUGAUGUAUAUGAACACUAUUAGAAUCGAUCGAAUCUGAAUUUGUUUAACGAUUAAAGUGGACGUUCGAUGCGAUUUUGCUAGUACCAUUGAAUUGUAGACAUGACUAUAAACUUUUUAAUGAAUUGACUUGAAUUGUUUAAAUAAAAUGUAUCAUUUUAAAUUUAAAAAUUGGAA